AUGCUGGAAACUGAGCAGGGGCCCAAAUCAGAUCCAGAAUUCCAAUUGCGAGCUUUGGAGAAGGCGAUGGAAACUGCAUCAUCUCAUUUUUCUAGCUUAGAUACAACAAUUAAAAAGUUUGCUUCGAAUUUCAAAUCACAGGAGCAUUCUUUAACCUCAUUAUAUAAAAAGAUAAGCAAAGAGCAGGAAAUACAUGAUAAAAUAGUAAGCGUACGAGAUAAUAUUGUGGAAAUUCAAAACAAAUUAACAACUUCGGAAAAAUUGCAAGAUGUUUUGAAAUUAAGUGUAAAUAAGAAUUUCGAUGAGUUCAUGAAAGCUAUUAAUGAAGCGAUUGAAGCUCAACAAUAUCUACAAAUUUAUGAUUUUGAAGAUGCAAAUAACGAAAGGAUAGAAUUAAGUACACUUAUUGGUACUUCAGAAAAGAAGCUUCUUAAUUACUUUCUUGACCUCGCGAAUCGAACUGCAACUCCAAUUCCUUUGGCAAAUUUUCAAUUUGUUGAUGGCAAAUUCAGUUUGACUGAUAAACGAUUUGAAAAUCCAAUAUACCCGAUACAAGAAGAGCUUCUACAAAUGAUGAAUCAAAUGGCUUCGGUUCUUCAAAUGAUUUUGUGUGUUGAUCACAUAAGUGACUAUGAAGAAGCAAGAAUGAGAGCAAUUGAUGAAAGUGUUGAACCAAUUAUCGAUGCAUCCAACAAAAGAACUGUUUCUUCAGAAGAAAUUAACGUUUUAGAUUUGCCACUUUACAAAAAGAAAGAACAUCCCAUUCAUACAUUCGGAUAUCUUAUUUCCUUUUUCUUCAAGAGAGAAAAGGAGUUCGCCAAAAAAGUUUUUGGCGAUAAAUACAAAAGUCCUUUCCAAAACUCUUUUCAGCCACUUUUCCAGCAUUUCAAGAAAACAUGCGUUAAUGUCUCUGAUCCUGAUCUCAAAUCUCAUGUAGAUGUUCUUUUUGAUGUCGAUAUUGUAUCAACAAUUGUAGAUGUCCUCGAUUCUCAAGUUAACGAUGAAGAUUUUCAAACAUAUGCUGUCCAGUUAGCCCAAUUAUCUCAUAUGUUCCAUGCAGGUAUUGAAAGAUGUUUAUCAAAUUACAGAGUCGCCGUAGAAAUGAACGAUCCUGACAAUGUUCCGGCCAACGGAAGUGUUAUUGCAAAUGUCUCUAAUGUUAUUAUCUUCUUGAAUGUUUUGGGACAAUACAAAGCAGGAAUUGAACAAGUUGGUGGUCUUUCAUUUGAACUAUACAUUCCAUCAGUUUUGGAAGCCUUGUUUAAGAAUAUUAUUGAGAAAUCAACGCGUUAUACUGAUAUAGUUUUACGACAAUUAUUUUUAAUGAAUAAUUCUCACUAUAUUUUGGCACAAAUUGAGCAAAGUCCUUUGUUAACAAGUACUAUACCUCUUGCAUUUAAAGAAACACUCGAGAAAACAAUGCAAGAUGCACAAAAAGUAUUUGUUGACGAAACAUGGAACAAAGCUUUCCAAAUUUUAGAUUACGACAGAGCAUUCGAUGGACUAAAGAAAGGAGACAAGCUUAAUACUAAUCAGAAGAAACUUGUAAAGCAAAAAUUCAAGAAAUUUAAAGAUGCGGUUUUAACUAUUCAAAUGAAGCAAAAUAACUAUUGUUUGAAGAAUACUAAGUUAAUGGAGCCGAUUAUGAACGAAGCAAUUCAGAAAACUCACACCAAAUUUGAGACAUUUUAUACAAGAUGGUUUGAUUCAGGUUUCGCAUCACAUCCUGAGAAAUACACUGGUGUUCAGCCAUCCACACUUGAAGGUAUCAUUAACAGACUUUAUGGUCCUAAAAAGAGAAAAGUCGUAGAAUUAUAG
Messenger RNA from Trichomonas vaginalis G3, 1818 nucleotides. Its product is annotated as exocytosis. The record is from RefSeq and is a predicted model, not a curated record. Gene Ontology annotation, molecular function: phosphatidylinositol-4,5-bisphosphate binding. The coding region runs from base 1 to 1818 and encodes 605 amino acids. Gene Ontology annotation, cellular component: exocyst. NCBI's taxonomy places the organism in Eukaryota, Parabasalia, Trichomonadida, Trichomonadidae. The transcript has a single exon. Gene Ontology annotation, biological process: exocytosis.